AUGCCAUCGCCACCUCCCCGCGCCGACGCGGAAAGGGCCUUAUCACAAUGCCUUCCGGGCGAUAGGCUCGUCACCUGGUAUGAAGACGACGAUCUAUGGCACGAGCGAUUGUUGAUUUGGCCCAAGGACAGGCAAAGCUGGUGGGUUGCUACACCCGACGGCGAUAUGUACCUCGAACCAAUAGUUGGAGACGGCACCCUCGGUCCCCUUACUUUCCGGAUCAAAGGCGUCGACUUCACCUACUGGUCCAGGCUCACCAGGCCGGUGUACCGCUUCUCGGAAAGCGUCAGCGAUGAGGACUUCAAAGGCUGGAUCCGCGAGGCUCUGCAAGAGUUACGUGGGAUGGAGGGACCUAGCCCUGAGGUUCCUAGACAUGUGCGAAACAUGAAGGGGGAUGUUGUCGACGCGACGGCCUAUCUCGGAACCAUCUUGGUGCCCCGCAGGGUCGGGGCCAAGCGGCUUGUCACCGCCAGCCCUACAUCGAGCCCGGCGACUUCACACGAGUUUCCUGUCCUUUCUUCGACAGACAUGUGGGUUAUUGCCGACCCUCGAGGUGAACUUCAAAUCGGAGCCGAGCUGACCCCUUCGCCAGGAGACUUGUUCCUCGGCGGCAAAGAUGCUGCGUUUUUUCGGGCUGGCUUGUGGGUCAGGGGUGAGCUUGUAGAUAGAGCGUUGCUGGAUGCUUGGCAGCUUGAGCGCUUGAAACACCUGACGGGCAAGCCCCUUGUGGAUGCGGCCGCCGAGCGCCUCGGCAUCCGCCCGGACCCCGAAGACCCUCUGAAGAACCGUGCGGGCGAGGCCAGGGAGACCCCCGAGGUAAAGGACGAUGAUGAGUCCGAUGCCAGGACACUUUGGGUUGAGUUUGAUGACCAAGGUGACAGAUUCCGAGAAUGGAGGAAGGUUGUGUCCGACUCCGCGGCCCAUGCUUGGAAGGACUGGCCGCACCAAGGACCGGCGUCGCUCUUGCACACAAUGAAACAUUUCCAUCGGCAUGGAGGUGACCCUCGCUCUUGGCUACAGGCAUGGCUCCGGAAACAUCAUCUUGCUGAGACCGACAGGACGGCUCAUGAGGUCCGCUCGUUGGUGGAGGCAUUGUGGUUGGGAGGAUGCUACGACCAACUAAAUAUGCCGAGCCUAGCUUCGUUCGAAGCGAUCGGUCGACGACUUCAAACAAUCGUAGAAGCGUACUCCAAUGGAGCCAAUGGAGUUCCUGACUGGGGCCACGCGAGACUCUUCACUGGUGCGGUCUCGGCCGACGACGUCGUAUCGGCCGAGCUGCGGUCAUGGGCAGCAAGGCGUGGCAAAGAAGAAGUAGAACUCAUUGCCGCUCGCUCAAAGAUCAAGGACAUGCGCAAGCUCCUGACCGGCGCUGAGACCACGAGCUCGACCCUGGAUGAUGCGCUGCCGAAUCCCAAAGGGAAGCAGAAGGGUGGGCGCCUUCGCAAGCCGGAGGAGAAUGUUUGUGGGGCCCUGGGGGGCCUUUUCCCGCUCCCCGAGUUGCAUGUGGAGUGUGCCGCUACGAAGCUCUCCAGAGGAAGUUCCCAACGGCGCAAUCGGCGAAUUCGACUUCAGGUGGACACGAAUGAGGCGGUACGGGCUCUCAAUUGGAUGGCUGGUGCCCCUCAGGAUCGUGGCGCUUUUUCGCCUUCCCGGCUUCAACAGGAGGCCCUCGAACAUGUGAAGGCGGCGUGUGUGGCUUCCCUUGAACUUCCCGAGGGCGCUACUUCCCCUUGUUCCCCGGAGGCAGCCUUUCGAGAGUUGCUCCGCGGCUCCUCGGUUUACGAGGCGGCCGGUUCAACCUUGGCGUCCUUCAGCCUUGACCGCGUCAGCUUGCCGGAAUCUGUUCAUGACUGUCCGCAGGUGACCGACCUGCUCUACGGCACCGACGCCCAUCAGUAUUUGGAGGACCCCGAGCGCAUGCUGAAACCAGCUGAAGACCACAGUGACAUUACCCCGUACUGGGACCCCUUGUUGAGGAAGAGCGUCCGACAUUACAAGUCACUCAUACAGCGUUUGCAUAAGAUCGGCUACUGCAGCUAUACUUUAACCCCAAAAGAACGAGCUGGCAUCUUCGUAGUCAAGAAGAGCGAUGGUGUGCGACAGAGGCUUAUCAUCGACGGGCGGAGGGCGAACUUCAGGUUCGCGACUCCACCUUCAGUGCGCCUUUGUUCCCCUGAAAGCUUUGCGAAGGCAGAGAUCACCUGGGAGGAUUUUGAUCACACUCUCUUCCCCGGCUUUGAGGCGCUCCCUGAGUUACAUGUGGGGCUCUCUGACAUUCGCGAUUGUUUUCACCGACUCAAACAACCACGUUGGCUGCAGGAAUUCUUUUGCUUCGAUCCCGUGCCCGCCAAGUGGGUCGGGCUCUCGGGUCAGGAGCUCGGGGGAACACAGCUCAAGCCAGAUGACCUUGUGUACCCUAUGCCGUCUUCAUUGCCCAUGGGUUGUUCAUGGAGUUUGUAUUUUGCCCAGACCAUCUCGGAGAAGUUGAUGGGCGAGGUCAAGGGCCUAGAACAGUCUUCCUUGCUUCGCGAUAGGGGACCCCCUCUGGUCAUCAAAGUUCCGAGAGAGUUGCUAGAAGGUCGGAGCGACCCUGGGCCUGGAGCAGGCAAACCUCGCCCGGAGGGUGAUCCCAGACAUUAUGUGUACGUAGACAACCUGGGGGUCUUGUCCAUGGACAGGUCCGUCGUGGAGUCCUCGCUCUCCUCGAUCACGGAGACAUUUGAGCAGCGAGGCCUGAAGCUCCACCCUGGUGAGGUCAAAUCACACAAAGUCGAUGCACUGGGGUGCCGUUUGUCCGGCAGGCAAUGCCGGGCCUCCUUGAAGCCGGCGCGGAUGUGGAGGCUCCGGCAGGGCAUCAGACACAUGCUAAAGAUGCGGUGUGUCUCGGGUCGUGUGUUGGAGGUUCUCAUCGGACACGCUACGUAUUGCUCCCUUCUCAACAGAUGCCUCAUGCCCAUUUUUCAUGCUACAUACAAGUUCAUCCGAAAACAUUAUGGAGAGAGGGUCACGCUGUGGGCGACCGUCCGCCGCGAGUUUGAGGUCUUUGCGGCUCUCCUCCCUCUGUGUUUUUCGGACUGGUCACGCGCCUGGAAUGGGUACAUCUCGGCUUCUGAUGCCUCGCUCACCGGAUUUGGGGUGUGCGGGCGAAGAAUAGAUCCUGAGAUUGCAGCCCAGGUUGGGAGAGUGCCGGAGCGAGAGCGUUUCCGGCGUUGCCCUUCGACAAGUGCACGCGCCUCUGCCCUCUCCGCUGCCUUGACAGAAAACGAGUCAGACAUGGACCAGGAAGUUGAAGCACUCCUUGAGGCGGGAUGGGAGGUCGACGCCAGCUUCGUUGAGGUCCCCCGUGCUUUGCUCAGGAAGUCAGACUGGGAGGUGAACCUGUAUGGAAAGUGGGCUUACCCGGACGACAUUCUGGUUCUAGAGGGACAUGCGCUGGUCAAGUCUUUGAGCCGAAUUGCGCACACUAGACAUGGCAAAGAUGCACGGCAACUCCUCUUAGUCGACAAUUUGCCGGUUGCCCUCGCUUUUGAUCGGGGACGGUGGAUGGCUCCGAAGGUGCGAGUGCUGCAGCCGCCGUCUCCAAGACCUGGCAGCACUCCACGCAAGUCUGCGAGAGUCCUCGUUGCCCCAAAGUUCCAGGAGAAAGUCUCCAAGGCCGACUCCAGCCGUGCCAAAUUGGAUACCCCGAACAUCCUGGUCGGCCUGCAGUCCGUGACGGUACAAGCGCUGACUCUUCCCAAGACAGAGGCCGAGCUGAUCGCGAUCGCAAAGCCUCAGGUGCGAGACAAAGGCGAAAGCUCCUCCAGCAGCUCCGAGGGCACUCCCGAAGUAACUCGGGGUGCCAAGCGAAAGCGAACUCUGGAGGUGCGAAGGAAAAAGCGGAUCCGGAAAUAUCUCGACUCUGCGCUCGCCAGCGCAGCCAAGGAGACCACCUUCCUCGAAGACCAGGCCGUGACAAAGAAUGUGCUGAAGACCUACGAUGCGGAGGUGGCCCUCUUCCAGUCUUACCUCAGCAAGCGCGGACAGGAUUGGAACACAGAUCCGGACGGGGCCAUCGCCGCGUACCUGAACCACCUCUUUUGGCAGGGCGAGCAGCCUUACAGGGGGGAAAAGUUCCUCGCAGGGUGGAUGCACCGCCACCCGCGCUUUGGCAGGGUGGGGGACCGGAAGCUUGCCAGGAGCUGGAGAGCUCUGAAAGGAUGGAGACGACUCUGCCCGGGCAACUCCAAGAGACCCAUGCCGCUUGGGGUUUGGUGCGCCGUGGCGGUGGAGUUGGCGAGAAGGGGGCAACCCAGGAUGGGGCUUUUCGUGAUGGUUUCCCUGUCUACGUACGCCCGUCCAUCGGAGUUGCUCCGCUGCCCGACACGGAGUUUGGUCCCUCCGUCAAUGGGGGUCAUGGACGAGUGGGCCAUUCUUUUGGCGCCGCAAGAGCUACAGCACCCAACCAAGACGGGCGACUACGACCACUCCGUAGCCCUCGACUCCAAGUACCUCAAACCGUGGAGCGACCUCCUCUUCAAGGCCUUGAAAACGCAGCGCCCGGCAUCCAACCUUUGGGACUUUGGUUACGGGGAGUACCUGAGCGCCUUUCGAGCAGCCAGCUCCUCCUUGCAGCUCGACCUCAGUCCGUAUCAGACCCGUCACAGCGGACCGAGCAUCGACAGAGCCAAGAACUGGCGGCCUCUGUACGAGGUCCAGAAGCGAGGGAACUGGCGAGCUCACAAAUCCGUGCAGAGGUACGAGAAAGGAGCCCGCCUCGGUCAGAGUUACCAGAGCCUCACGCCAGCAGUGCGAGAACACUGCGACCUUUGCGAAACACUGGUCGGGGAAGUGCUCCUGGGCACUCAGUACGACCUCACCGACAAGCAGGUGGCUGUCAUUGACUUCUGUGCCUACGGCAGGGUCGACGGUGCGGUGGCAGUCGCGGCGUCUGCAGUUUCUCUGGCCACCAACAUUUUCGAUUGA
This is a messenger RNA of Symbiodinium natans, 4965 nucleotides long. The record is from the annotation of a GenBank genome assembly. Lineage: Eukaryota; Dinophyceae; Suessiales; Symbiodiniaceae.